AUGACUGAAGAUCUCGUCGAAGCAAGACUGAGACACAACAAUUACUUCGACAGAAUGUGCUUUCCAAGCGCAGAUGGAUUGACCCCCACCUACCGGAAAAACUUGGAAGAGCUAUUUCGCUCCUUGGUCGACUCCAUUCCCAUUAUGGGCUUCUUCUCCAACACCUCCGUCGGAGAAUCCACCAAUACUAUCUACGGCAUUGCGCUAUGUCGAGGCGACCUUCCUGCCGAUAUAUGCCAGAACUGCACGGCCGCCGCCGUAGAGAGGGUCAAGAUCGAAUGCCUAAACAGCAGCUCUGCCAUGAUAUGGUUCGAGGCCUGCAUCGUUCGCUUCUCCAACAAACGAUUCUUCGGGAUCCUUGAACGGUCAAACCCCAUCAUGUGGACGGACCCCAAUUCCGAGCUGUCUACCGAGUCCGACGGCAAGGAGUGGGUAUAUCCAUUGGUGAACGAGGCUGCCGAUAACUGGAAGCGGUUUGCCACCAUGAUAGAGCCGAAGGGCGGCUACACCAGCUACAGCUUGGCGCAGUGCACCAUUGACCUCAGCUCAGAGGAUUGCUCGGCGUGCUUCCAGUAUGCUAUCAAAGAGAUCGGGAAGCAUCACACGCUAGGCCGAGUGUGGCGGUUUGUUUGCCCGAGCUGCGUCAUCCUGCACUACACCUGGCCUUUCUUUUUAACCUCACCUGGAAGUAAAAAUGGUAACCAGAGAAGAACCGUGAUUAUCAUUUUCUCCACAGCAGGGAUACUGCUGCUAGCAAUGGGGACUAUCGUGUCGCAUUUCCAUAAGCGAAAGAGGAAACGACUUAAUGAGGAGCUAAAAAAAUACGACAGUGAGAUGGCGUCACUCAUAGGUAAUCUCACUGAGGAUGAAAGAAACCAUGGGCUGCCUCAGUACAGCCUAAGAGCAAUGCAGGCAGCCACCAAUAAUUUCUCGAACGAGAACAAGCUCGGAAGAGGAGGAUUUGGGCUUGUCUAUAAGGCUUUUAUCCUAUGCUGCAUGAGUACACUUAAACAGCUGCCAGCCUGCCACACCUAUGUUGAUGUUGGUGCUGGUGCUUUCCGAUCACAGCACAUCAAGUGCAGUAAAUGUAACAUAGAUCACAUCGUCUGUUCCUCUCAGGGUGAACUCAAUGGUCGGCUUGUUGCAGUGAAAAGGCUUUCAGAGAGAUCUGGGCAGGGCCUGAAGGAGUUUAUGAAUGAAGUCACAUUGAUCGCAAAGCUUCAACACAAGAACUUGGUUCGUCUAUUGGGUUGCUGCGUAGAGCAGGGAGAAAAGAUGCUUAUCUAUGAAUUCAUGCCGAAUGGCAGCCUUGAUGCUUUUUUUUAUGGUGAUGAACAUUUUUAG
This is a messenger RNA of Nymphaea colorata (pocket water lily), 1344 nucleotides long. Its product is annotated as cysteine-rich receptor-like protein kinase 25. Gene Ontology annotation, biological process: protein phosphorylation. Lineage: Eukaryota; Viridiplantae; Streptophyta; Magnoliopsida; Nymphaeales; Nymphaeaceae. The coding region runs from base 1 to 1344 and encodes 447 amino acids. The record is from RefSeq and is a predicted model, not a curated record. Gene Ontology annotation, molecular function: ATP binding; protein kinase activity. The transcript has 5 exons.